AAGAACAGCCAUGUUUAGCGGCACGGAUAUCAGACAGCAAAGAAUUUGCUAAAUUCUAAUUCACACGUAGAUCAGCUAUGGAACCCCGCUCUACAGCCCAGGAUAUUCACAGAUGUGACCUUUGUGAGACCGCCAUAGUACACAGCUACUGUGACUAUUGUCAUGUCAACCUCUGUAAGCCCUGUGUAGUUGAUCACAUCUCAGAUGGAUAGGACAAACAUAAAAUAGUAUCUUUCAACGAACGAAGAUCAACCCUCAUUUAUCCGAAAUGUGGAACACAUUCAAACAAACAUUGUGAAUUACAUUGUAAAGAUUGCAGGUCUUUUGUUUGCUCGUCUUGCAUGGCAUCUGAACAUCACAUUGGGCAUAGGUUUGUAGAAGUUAAACAUGAAUAUGAGACAAAGAAAGAAAUCAUCAAAAAGGAUCAAGUAGAACUAGGAAACUCUAUAUCUCCUAAAUAUGAAGAAAUUGCAUUCGAAUUGGAACAUCAGCUUGCCAACCUGGAUGAAGGAUAUGAGAAACUUACAACAGACAUAUCCAAACAAGGAGAGGAAUGGCACAGAGAAAUCGACAUCGUUAUCAACAAGAUGAAAACUGAAAUCAAUGAAAUAAAAUUGGAACACGAGAGCAUUUUGAAGAAACACUUGAAUGAAAUAAAACAAAUGCAAUCUCUUAUAAAGGAAACUUUAAUAGUUUUAGGGGAACUCGAAAAGUCUACUGAAAUAUCCACAGCCAUAGAAUACAUAUCUAAGAUAAAAACCUUCAGCAAGCUUCCACCCAGGGUAAAUGUAUUGUUGCCAACAUUCAUUCCUAAACCAAUUGACCAUGAGCAUAUAUAUAAUUUCUUUGGACAGAUCAUACCAUUACGUUAUGCCAUACAAGAAUAUGUAUUGUCAAUAACCCAACCAAAGACUUCAGUCAAAGAGCUGCUGGAUAAACCUGAACUUGUUGCCACAAUACAGACUGGGUAUUGUAAUCUAUACAGUGUAUCCUGUUUAAAUGAAGAGAUAUUCUGCACCAGUGGAUUGAGUAGUAAUAUCAAAUACUUUAAUAUAAACGGUAAUUUGCUCCGUACGAUUAUAACAAAAUUUUGGGGGCGCCCAAUUGAUAUAGCUGUUGACGGUGAUGGGGAUCUACUGUACUGUGACUGGGGAACAAAGACAGUGCUUAAUGUAAAGAAUGAACAAACAGAAGAGUUGAUCAGAUUACAGGUAUGGAUACCUGUCAAUCUGUGUGUCACCUCUACUGGUGAUCUCCUGGUUACCAUGUACAGUGAUGAUGCAACUCAAUCUAAAGUUGUCCGUUACACUGGGUCUAACAAAAAACAAACUAUUCAAUUUGAUGAUGAAGGUAAACCUUUGUACUCCGGUAAUAGUUUUAUGAAAUACAUCACUGAGAAUAGAAACCAUGACAUUUGUGUUGCUGAUUAUAAGGCUGGUGCAGUAAUGGUGGUUAAUGAGGCCGGACAACUAAUAUGGAGAUACACUGGUCAUCUCUCAACUACCAAGAGCAAACCUUUCAAACCCCAGGGAAUCGCAACAGACAGUCAGGGUCGUAUCCUGACAGCAGACAGUCACAACCAUUGUAUCCACAUUCUGGAUCAGGAUGGACAGUUUCUCAGUUACAUAGAUAACUGUGAUUUAAUAGAUCCUUUAGGUCUAUGUGUGGACAUUAAUGAUAACCUUUUUGUUUGUGACUGCGCUAACGGCAAUGUCAAAAAAAUCAAGUAUUCGCAAGACAUUUAACACUUGGGAUAAAUUAGUCUAAAUGUGACAUUCCCCCUUGAUUUUUUACAUGAUCUUCAAACAUAUACGUGUACAUGUAGUUCAGUGCAGCUCAAAAUAUUAUCUACUUUGGGUUUUAUGGAUAUUGAUCAUGUGACCGUCCGUAUUUAUAUCAUCAAUGAAAGUAAAAUAAUGACUCAUUAUUCCUAUGGUGAAACAAAUUGUGCAAAUACAUAUUUACUUAAAUUUCUUAUAAAUAAAAAAAAAUAUAACAUGUUAAUUAGGUAUUUUGCAUAAUUGAAAAUGAAAUAUUGGAUCCAAUACGCACUAACAAUCCUGGUUUAACAGUCUUGGUGGACAACACAACAGCACACGAAUUUCCUUAAUAAAAAAAUCAAUACAAUGUAGAUAUUCUAUAGUGUUUUCCAAAUAUCUCCGAAUUUCUCGCCAGUUACGCAUGAUUUGAAUAAGUAAGGUAGAAGAGUGAGAAUGCACAGACCCCAAGCAAAUAAUCACUUAAAAAUGGCGACAGUGCAAGAAGUGGAAUAGAAAAAUAUUCCAAGACUCGAAGUUCGACGAUAUUUAACCUCCCUGCACCGCAGAUGGCUCACAAUACUAAAUGAAGGCGAUGGUCAAACACAGAAAUGACUAUGGAUAAUGAAUUCAAUCCAAAGAACUGUUCAAAGCUAAUAUGGCUAUUAAACCCAUUUAAAAAGAUAAUAAGAAACUUUGGUAUCUUUUUGCUAUUACCAUUAUGAUAUAUUAUUUUGAUUCAAUAACCUUUGAUAUAUAAACAACAAAUUAUUCCGACUUUACCCCCUUGUUUUGUUUAGUAU
Molecule: messenger RNA, 2560 nt
Organism: Magallana angulata
Lineage: Eukaryota; Metazoa; Mollusca; Bivalvia; Ostreida; Ostreidae
Exons: 2
Coding region: 342-1745 (467 amino acids)
Molecular function (GO): protein binding
Source: RefSeq, a predicted model, not a curated record